AUUUUAAUUUCGGACUAUCCGAGUACGGUCAUAUUCUAUACACUGUACUUUUGCACUAAAAAUAUAUGCAAUUUGAUAAAUAAACGCGAUAUUUGCAAACAAAUUGGCCAGGAGCUGCCUAAACCUCAGCCCCCCGGAGUUGCUGAUGCAAGUAUGGUUGGGAAAAACUUCAAGGCUCUAGCGCACUUUCACCGCCUGACCGAAUACAUUGUACAGUGCAAGCACUGCGACAAAACACUGUCCUCCAAACACACCUCCUCGAAUCUGACGCGCCACUUGAUCCGGAACCACAAGCUAUUAGCCCGCACCAUAUUCGCCGGUGAGGAGGGAAAGAUGCUAGCUGAGCUUAAGGACGAGCUUGAGGCCUCCGUUUCCGAGGAUCUAAGCAUGGAACUCGCCGAGGGUGAGGGCGAAACGAAGUCGGCCGUACGCGGAAUCAUGGGCGUAAAAAGAGAGCAGGAGCAGAUCGAGCGCCACCACCAGGAGACGGAAAUGCGUAAUAAAGUUAUUGGGAAAAACAAUAAGUUGUGGGCCCACUUCAUUCGCAUCUCGGAGUUCAUGGCCAAAUGCAUGCAUUGCGGCAAAACCUUGUCCUCGAAGCACUCGUCCUCCAAUCUAAUGCGACACAUAGUCAGGCGCCACAAUAACCUGGCCAAGACCCUGAAUCACUCGCACCAGCACCUGAUGACUCUCAAAAAGGAGGUCUACGGCAGUGCGGAGCGACGGCAGGCCGCCGAUCCCCUGGAGAAAGUAAACUUUGACGAUGUGGACAGCAUAAUCGAGAAGGUGACGGAACACCUGGACGAAGAGGUUACUUCGAUUUCGCUGCAGGAACCCUUCUACGAGUACGUGGUGGAAAACUCAGACUCCGUGGUGGUUGACAGAUGCGAGGAACCAGAGCCAGCCGAGAUGCAGAACAUGAUCCCGCCGGACACCGCGUCGCUGGCGGACACCACCACCCAGAUGGAUGAGAAGCUUAAGGCAGAGACGAUAUAUUACAACGAGAUGGCCGAAUUGGCCAGGGCCAAACGCCGUUUAAUCGAUCUGCAGACCAAGAAGCUGCUUUUGGACAUGAACGUGGUGGAUAACUAGCCAACCGAGGAUUCUUAGGGCUUGUAUUUGUAGAAGGACUAGGCGGGCAAUAUGAUAAUUUAAACUUAGGUACGAUUAUACUUUUAACGACA
Drosophila ficusphila is the source of this 1184-nucleotide messenger RNA. RefSeq lists its product as uncharacterized. The transcript has 2 exons. The record is from RefSeq and is a predicted model, not a curated record. Bases 154 to 1092 code for a protein of 312 amino acids. Lineage: Eukaryota; Metazoa; Arthropoda; Insecta; Diptera; Drosophilidae. Gene Ontology annotation, molecular function: DNA binding.